This is a messenger RNA of Aspergillus ochraceoroseus IBT 24754, 553 nucleotides long. RefSeq names its product 60S ribosomal protein uL14. The record is from RefSeq and is a predicted model, not a curated record. Gene Ontology annotation, cellular component: ribosome; cytosolic large ribosomal subunit. Lineage: Eukaryota; Fungi; Ascomycota; Eurotiomycetes; Eurotiales; Aspergillaceae. Gene Ontology annotation, molecular function: structural constituent of ribosome; large ribosomal subunit rRNA binding. The transcript is spliced from 5 exons. Gene Ontology annotation, biological process: translation. Bases 49 to 471 code for a protein of 140 amino acids.
CGCCCAUCCCCAGUUAUCCGACACCGUUUACGCUAAUACCCAGCCAAGAUGUCUAAGAGAGGUCGUGGUGGUCUUGCCGGCAACAAGCUGAAGAUGACGCUCGGUCUGCCUUGCGGCGCCGUGCUCAACUGCUGCGACAACUCCGGUGCCCGAAACCUGUACAUCAUCUCGGUCAAGGGCAUCGGUGCGCGUCUGAACCGUCUUCCCGCCGCCGGUGUCGGUGACAUGAUCAUGGCCACCGUGAAGAAGGGAAAGCCCGAGCUGCGAAAGAAGGUCAUGCCUGCCGUUGUUGUCCGCCAGAGCAAGCCCUGGCGCCGUCCCGAUGGCAUUUACCUCUACUUUGAGGACAAUGCCGGUGUUAUCGUCAACGCCAAGGGUGAGAUGAAGGGUUCUGCCAUCACCGGUCCUGUCGGAAAGGAGGCUGCUGAGCUUUGGCCUCGUAUUGCCUCCAACUCCGGUGUUGUCAUGUAAACAAGUUAAUUCAGGAUUGGAUGCAUGGGAAGGAUAUAGAAGGAAUACCAGCGGGAAUUUAAAAGAGAAAAAAAAAAACGAC